AAAAGACUUGAAGAGCAAUUGACCCACCAAACCCAGCUAACCACCACGGCACCACCCACUUUACUCUCACCAUCUUCAUCUUCAUCUUCAUCUUCCAUGCUUCUUCUCUACUAAAUCCUUCACCUGGGCCCACAAAACCCCGAUGACUACUCCAGUUUCCGGGCCGCGGUCGUUAAAAAACGCUGUCGACAACGAAAAUUCUGCCAACUCGAGGAAAAAAUGGACGAAUUUGAUGCCAUUUUUUAUAGCUUUAGUUGUGAUUGCAGAAAUCACGUUUUUAGGUCGCCUUGAUAUGGCUAAAAAUGCCGCCUUGGUUAACUCAUGGGCCGACUCCUGGUUGCACCAAUCGUCUCCGGUGGUUCCUUUACUGUCCUCCGGCGAUGACGCGGUAUCCGAUGCGCGGAACGAUGACGGUGAUUGUGAGAGCUGGUUGGUUGAAGAAGAUGUCGUGAUUUAUUCUAGGGAUUUUGAUAAAGAUCCUGUUUUUGUUGCUGGUGGUGAGCAGGAGUGGAAUACUUGCUCGGUGGGGUGCAAGUUUGGACAGGAUCCUGGAAGGAAAUCAGAUGCUGCAUUUGGUUGGCCUCAAGGGCAUGGAACAGCUAGUGUGCUUCGUUCAAUGGAAUCAGCUCAAUAUUAUGCAGAGAACAAUAUCGAAAAUGCACGACGGAAGGGUUAUGACGUCAUUAUGACAACUAGCCUGUCAUCUGAUGUUCCGGUAGGCUAUUUCUCUUGGGCAGAGUAUGACAUAAUGGCACCUGUGCAACCAAAAACUGAGAGUGCUUUGGCUGCAGCUUUCAUCUCUAAUUGUGGUGCUCGCAACUUUCGUCUUCAAGCACUCGAAGGUCUUGAAAAGAGUGGGAUGAAGAUAGAUUCUUAUGGGGGUUGUCACCGUAACCGAGACGGAAGAGUUGACAAGGUUGAAACAUUGAAGCGCUACAGAUUUAGCUUGGCUUUUGAAAACUCAAACGAGGAGGACUAUGUCACUGAGAAAUUCUUCCAGUCUCUAGUUGCUGGAACAAUACCUAUUGUUGUUGGUGCUCCAAAUAUUCAAGACUUUGCUCCUUGCCCUGGAUCAGUGCUGCAUAUUAAAGAGCUGGAGGAUAUUGAUACGGUUGCAAAGACUAUGAAAUAUCUUGCUAAAAAUCCUGAUGCAUAUAACCAGUCAUUGAGGUGGAAAUAUGAUGGCCCACAUGACUCUUUCAAGGCCCUAGUUGAUAUGGCUGCAGUUCACUCAUCAUGCCGCCUUUGCAUUCACUUGGCUACUAGAAUCCGUGAGGAUGAAGAGAAAAGUCCAGGAUUCAAGAAACGCCCCUGCAAGUGUUCCCGAGGCUUGGAAACUACUUAUCAUGUUUAUGUAAGGGAAAGAGGCAGAUUUAAGAUGGAGUCUAUUUUUCUAAGGUCGAGCAAUUUGACAAUGGAGGCAUUGGAAUCUGCAGUGCUAAACAAGUUCAGUCAAUUGAGUCAUGUGCCUAUUUGGAAACCCGAAAGGCCUGAAAGUAUUAGAGGAGGAGACGAGCUUAAAAUUUAUAGAAUAUAUCCUGUUGGCAUGACGCAGAGACGAGCUUUAUAUACCUUUAAAUUUAAAGAAGAGAGCGAUUUUAGAAGUCAUAUAGAAAAUAAUCCAUGCUCUAAGUUUGAGGUCAUAUUUGUUUAAAUUAGAAAUGUAUUUUCCAGUUUGCAAUUUUGUGUAUGAACUUGAACUUCAGAAGAUGCUGCUUCUUCAUUGAUGGCAGUAGCGGAUUCAUGAUUAGGUGCGCAGAUUAGAUGACUUUACAAGUUAAAAACAUCACUGCAAUUUAUUUCAGAGUGCAGUUUUGUGUUAUCGGUUAAUAUGUGCAGUAUUUGGAACUUGAAGGUUACAAGAUCAAGUUUUGCAGCACAUACCAAACAACCAAAACAACAGUCCAGGCCUCCAGGAAAGAUUUGGAUCGCAGCCGAGUCUUGUGUUUUCACUGACUCUAUGUUGGAAUCAAUUUUGGCGAGGUCUUUCUGUAUAGCAGUUUCAAAUCUUUAAUCCAAAUGUUUUAGACAUGGGAAAUACCUUUUCUAGUGUUUUUUUUUUUUUGGUUAUAACUUUUAUGUAAUAUAAGGUUAGAGUCCAUUUCAUAGUUUAUGUCAGUGUUGUGUUUUUCCUAAUGUAAUAAAGGAAGAAAAGAAUAAAGAAAAGUUUCCAUGUUUAUAUUUUCA
Spinacia oleracea (spinach) is the source of this 2187-nucleotide messenger RNA. RefSeq names its product putative fucosyltransferase-like protein. Lineage: Eukaryota; Viridiplantae; Streptophyta; Magnoliopsida; Caryophyllales; Amaranthaceae. Gene Ontology annotation, molecular function: fucosyltransferase activity. The record is from RefSeq and is a predicted model, not a curated record. Gene Ontology annotation, cellular component: membrane. The transcript is spliced from 7 exons. Bases 143 to 1654 code for a protein of 503 amino acids.